AUGCACAUAUUUGUUUCUUUCCCUCUUGAUGAUUCGGCAAACGAAGACGUUAUUUUGUCCAACAUUCGAAAAGGCCUUGGGUCUGUAGGAAAGGACUGCGAUCUGCUCACUCUUCCCAUCAUAGAAAGCGAGUCCAUUGAUUGUUUGUUUGAUGCCGAAGAAAGAGUCCUUGCGCUGGAGCGCCUUGUUGAGGACGUGAUCCGGAAGUACAUUACUUCCUACACUCUGAUCAACCCAGCGGGCAUCACAGACACCGUGGUGCUGGGGAAGAGUUUUGACCAUUUUUUGAAGUCCUUCCAGUGGGACAGCGCGAAGUAUCCGCUAUCUUCGAGGAUGUCAGAGAUCCUUGGAAGCAUGGAAGAGGAGGCGAUGGAGGCCAUGGAUGCGCUGAAAGAGAAAGAGGCUGCAUAUGCAGAGGAGAAAAAAAGAAAAGAGCAGAUCACCCACAGCAGAGAAGAUGCACAGAUAUACGACGUUGACAUAGAUGCGAUAGAAUACAGCAGCGAUGAGGAGAUAUGCGCGCCGUUUUUCAAAAAGUACUACAUCGGAGUCAACGAGAAGCUGCGAGAGAAAGACAUUGAGGCUCUAUCAGAGAUAGAUGGAUUGUUCAUAGAGUCAAGAAAACUCGUCAAAAAAUGCUCAGACGGAGAGAUAUACGAGUCACUUGGGCGCGCUGACAUCGAAGAAGAAAUCGCAAAAAACAUAGAAGAGUGCGGGUUUAUUGUAAGGAAGCCCCAGUUCACAAAAGAGGCAUACCAUCAAAAAAAAGAAAAAGACGAAGAAAUAGCACAGCACAUCAAAGAAAUGGAGUCUCUGUUUUCUGAAAUGAUCAUAGGCAGGCUGCCGCGCAUUCACACCCUUCUUCUCCACGUCAAGCACAUUGGUCUGUACAUUGAGUCUGUUCUUAGAUACGGGCUCCCAUCUAUGUUUUGUGUUUUCAUUCUUGAGAACAAAAAUAUGGCCAAGGUGAUGCAGAAGUGGAAGAAGCUGUCUGCCUCCUGGAAAUACUCUUCGCGGAUGUCCGCUGGCGAGAAGUCGUCUAUGUCCAGGAGCGCUGAGUCGAUGUACAAUUUUGUUUACAAGACGGUAGGAGAGUUUAAUCUGGAGAAGAUUGAUAGAGAAUAA
Nematocida minor is the source of this 1125-nucleotide messenger RNA. Its product is annotated as V-type H+-transporting ATPase subunit C. Gene Ontology annotation, biological process: proton transmembrane transport. Gene Ontology annotation, cellular component: vacuolar proton-transporting V-type ATPase, V1 domain. NCBI's taxonomy places the organism in Eukaryota, Fungi, Microsporidia. The transcript has a single exon. Gene Ontology annotation, molecular function: proton-transporting ATPase activity, rotational mechanism. The record is from RefSeq and is a predicted model, not a curated record. The coding region runs from base 1 to 1125 and encodes 374 amino acids.